Molecule: messenger RNA, 276 nt
Organism: Encephalitozoon cuniculi GB-M1
Lineage: Eukaryota; Fungi; Microsporidia; Unikaryonidae
Exons: 1
Coding region: 1-276 (91 amino acids)
Source: RefSeq, marked provisional
AUGAAAGAACUUAUCGAUGAAAUCGAGGCCUUCCAAGCAGAUAUAAAGAAGGAUCUGGGGCUUGACGAUGCUCUUCUAACUAACCAGGCAAUAAUCGACUUCAUUGGCAACUGGGACUACUUCUUAAAGAUAAAGAACGGAGACGUAGGAAAGGAAAACAACCUGAGGACAUUUAGAAGCUCCAUGGAGAAGGUGAACAUCAAGAAUCCUGAAGGAGAAGUGUAUGCCUUGGCAGAAAAGCUGAAGAGAGCAUAUCACCAGAACGAAAUAAACUAA